CCCCGGAGCAGCAGCUGCUGCCGGUCCUAGUAUCCCUGCCUUCUUUUUGUCCGCUGUCCAUUCCGCGUUGCAGCCGUCGGUCCUCCUGCUUUCCCGCGGGGGCCGUCGGCGUCCGUCUGAACGCGUUCCACGCGUCCCAGUGCAGCCGGCGCCCGUCGGCGCUGCGCUCAAACUUCCCGAGUCGGAGGGCGCGGGCGGUGGCAGCGGGGCCCGGAUGGGAGCCCGGGUCGGCGGCGGCGGCGCCCAUGGAAGCUAACCGCCCGGGCGCGUUCGUGCUGAGCAGCGCGCCUCUGGCUGCGCUGCACAACAUGGCUGAGAUGAAGACGUCGCUGUUCCCCUACGCGCUGCAGGGUCCGGCGGGCUUCAAGGCGCCCACGCUAAGCAGCCUUGGUGCGCAGUUGCCUCUAGGCACUCCUCACGGCAUCAGCGACAUCUUGGGGCGGCCGGUGGGUGCAACGGGUGGCGGCCUUCUGGGAGGUCUGCCCCGCCUCAACGGGCUCGCCUCGUCAGCAGGUGUCUACUUCGGGCCCGCGGCAGCCGUGGCACGGGGCUACCCCAAGCCGCUGGCGGAGCUGCCUGGGCGCCCGCCCAUCUUCUGGCCCGGAGUGGUGCAGGGCUCUCCCUGGAGGGACCCGCGCCUAACCGGCUCGGCCCAAGCCGGAGGGGUCCUGGACAAGGAUGGCAAGAAGAAACACUCGCGGCCGACGUUCUCGGGCCAGCAGAUCUUCGCGCUGGAGAAGACUUUCGAGCAGACCAAGUACCUGGCAGGCCCAGAGCGCGCGCGGCUUGCCUACUCUCUGGGAAUGACCGAGAGCCAGGUGAAGGUGUGGUUCCAGAAUCGGCGGACCAAGUGGCGCAAGCGACACGCGGCAGAGAUGGCGUCGGCUAAAAAGAAGCAGGACUCGGAUGCCGAGAAGCUAAAGGUGGGUGGCUCAGACGCGGAGGACGAUGACGAGUACAACCGGCCCCUGGACCCCAACUCCGACGACGAGAAGAUCACGCGGCUACUCAAAAAGCACAAACCCUCGAACUUGGCGCUGGUUAGCCCGUGCGGUGGCAGCGCGGGGGACGCCUUGUGAGGAUGCGGCCAGGCCAGAGAACCCGGGAACGGGGGCGCGCGGCAUGCCCCGACGCCAGCCGCCCAGCCGCAGUGUGUAUAUAUAUUUUUACAGAAUAAGUUAUAAAGCGGACAUUGGCGCGGCCUCGGCGUGAGGUCCGGAGUGCGGGGUUUGGGCUGGU
Messenger RNA from Alexandromys fortis (reed vole), 1239 nucleotides. RefSeq names its product NK6 homeobox 2 (gene Nkx6-2). Gene Ontology annotation, cellular component: nucleus. The record is from RefSeq and is a predicted model, not a curated record. The coding region runs from base 246 to 1079 and encodes 277 amino acids. The transcript has 3 exons. Gene Ontology annotation, molecular function: DNA-binding transcription factor activity, RNA polymerase II-specific; RNA polymerase II cis-regulatory region sequence-specific DNA binding. Gene Ontology annotation, biological process: cell differentiation; regulation of transcription by RNA polymerase II. Lineage: Eukaryota; Metazoa; Chordata; Mammalia; Rodentia; Cricetidae.